Molecule: messenger RNA, 1164 nt
Organism: Scleropages formosus (Asian bonytongue)
Lineage: Eukaryota; Metazoa; Chordata; Actinopteri; Osteoglossiformes; Osteoglossidae
Gene: airim
Product: AFG2 interacting ribosome maturation factor
Exons: 5
Coding region: 75-680 (201 amino acids)
Cellular component (GO): cytoplasm; nucleus
Source: RefSeq, a predicted model, not a curated record
CGAGCCGUGGGGCUGUGGAGCGGCAUGUUCUCAGCAGGUUUAAAGAGCGUAAUAAUAAGGCCAAAAAAACGCUCAUGUCGACCUGUGCGCUCUCCUCGCUCCACCAUGCGCUAAAGAGGAGCUUCGAGGUGCUGGAGCAAACGCAGGAGCGCUGGAACGGCGCGCUCUCCGCGUGCUCCCCCCUCCUGGUCUCCCUGGGCAACCUGGGCGAGCAGAUGCGCGCGCUACAGCGCGCCCCCCUGGAGCGCACGCCGAUGCGCGCCUUCCCGGACCUGCGCCCGCGCCUUCGCUUCAAGUUGCUGCAGGCGGCGGAUGCGCUCGUGGGCAAACUGCUGGAGCAAACGAGCGUUCUGCAGUCGCUGCGGGACAUGAUGAGCAACCAGGCAGCAGCCGUGUUCCAGCUCUACGCUCAACAUGCGGAUGCCCUCGAGCUGUCCAGCUGCCUCCGGCGGUCGGCCACGUGCCCCUCCGUCGCAGACAUGAUGGGGUGGCUGCAAGAUGCCGAGCGCUACUACCACAAUGAGUUCCUAAAGAGGAAGGUCCUCCUUGAGACAUUAAGGCCCAAUGAUGUCAGCGAUCUGCAGACCUCACCUAAGAGAUGGGAGUCGCUGACCAAUCAAAGAGGAGAUGACUGCAUCACAGAGACAUUGUGCAGGGUGGCGUUCUUCAGAGAGUCCUAGUGAGCAUUGUCUGACAGGGACAUAGGAUUGAACAACCUGCUGCUCUUAACGGGAGCAAACCACUGCUGAGGAAGACACUCCAAACAGAUGGAGUGUUUACUGGACAGGGGCGGAGUCGAUGUGUGCAAGCACUAGGGCCACAGGAUUGUGGAGGAGCGGGAAUCAGCGUGCCGUGGAGGGCACUAGAUCAAAGUGUCGUGUGGCUUUUAAGAUGGAUUUCUUAAAUUAUUUCAGUUUAUACCUUGGUUUCAGAUUGAAUCGCGUGUCUACUGAAGGUUAAAGGUUAAGCAUGUGGACCAAGCAGGUGAAGUGUAGUCUUCUCUCUGGUUGUUUGUGGGAGGCCGCAGCAUGAGGGAUCACAGAAGACGGCAGACAGAACCACCAGUUUGUCCUCUCUCAAACUGUGCGGCUCCUUUAAUUCCCAAAGUGGGACGGACUAUGUAAAUUUGAGAUGUGUACUCUGAAUAAAAGACUCACUCCUUUC